Parasteatoda tepidariorum (common house spider) is the source of this 6801-nucleotide messenger RNA. RefSeq names its product transmembrane protein adipocyte-associated 1. Gene Ontology annotation, biological process: G protein-coupled receptor signaling pathway. Lineage: Eukaryota; Metazoa; Arthropoda; Arachnida; Araneae; Theridiidae. The record is from RefSeq and is a predicted model, not a curated record. Gene Ontology annotation, cellular component: plasma membrane. Gene Ontology annotation, molecular function: G protein-coupled receptor activity.
GCGAAUCGCAAGUCUGAAAAUUGGUAUAUCGUAUACAAUCAUGAUAUAUCGAUAAAAAUAAAAUGUAAUGUAAUGUAUGUAAACUGCGAAAGUGAAGUGUCUGCUAGGUUUCAUAUUUGUUAUAAAUAAUGAAAUAAUGAUCGUUUGAAGUUAAAUAAUUCCAAAAAUAUUUUAUUGAAUAAGAACAGUUAUUAUGCUAACUAAAAACUAUUGUGCUAUAACUUAAGAAUUUUUACUUGAAGUUUAAAUUAUUUUGUGUAAAUAAGUAUUUGCAUUACACUUGUUAUAACUAAAUAAUAAUAUUUUACUGAAACGCUUAAUGUUCACCUACCAACUGAAAUAAUGAAUAUUGAUGAAGAGUAUUUACAUCUAUUUAACACGGAUAAUGAUUAUUCAGACAAACAAGAUUCUUAUUCUACAAUGAAAUCAUCGCUACAGUUUCAGUGGAAAGAUAUUGAUAAUGGGACGUCUGCACCAUUAAUAAAAGAAAAUUUUUGUAAAUUAGUUUUAUAUGAUGAAAUUGAUGCAAAUACAAGGAUACGCAUCUGGGAUCUUUCAAUUCUUAUUCCAAAUAUUCUUUUUUUGGUGUUUAUGCUUGUCAGAUGUAACAAAGCAAGAUUGAAACUGCGAGCUACCAACAGUCCAAUAUUUUCUACAUUCUAUAUUUUGGUAGCUUUAAAUGCUGCUAUUAGUGUUUUACGAUGCAUUGUCGCUAUGACUGUAAAUGCAACCAUUCCAAUUGGGGAAAUCACAGACAAAAUUUUAUGGGUCAUUGUACGAUGUUUCUUACUUGCUACUGAAAUCAGUGUUCUGAUUUUUGGUCUAGCAUUUGGGCAUCUUGAUAGUCAAACAAGCAUAAGAAGAGUUUUACUGGUGACAUCUCUUCUCUCAUCUGUUUAUUCUGGACUUCAAGGUGUUCUUGAAAUAACUGCUCCUGAUGAAAAUUUCAUCCGUGUUGACAAAAAAGGAUUAUUCGGGCAUGGAGGCAUGCUGUUUUGGUUUAUUAGUUCCAUAAUUUUCAGUUUGAUUUAUCUUAUUGUUUUAAUUUUACCCUGGACAAAACUAAGAGAAAAGCUUGCUCUACCUACUAAACCUUCAUUUUAUUGGUACAUAUUAUUCUUAGACGUAUUAAAUAUUUCCCAAGCUGUUGGAAGUGGUUUAUUGUACUAUAGAGAAGAAAAUGGAUUAUGUGUUGUUGACAUGACUGCAUAUAUAUAUUUCACUCUCUUCACCCCAUUGGUGUAUAGAACAUUCUUAGCUGAUUUUUUCAGCGUUUCUCAACCAAGUAUUAUGUUUUCAUACAAAGCUCAAGUAGAUGAUGCUGUGGAAGAUGACAAUGUCAGCUUGCCUCAUCAGCUUUCUUGUUCAUCUUUAAAAACUGAUUCUGAUUAUAUAUACCAAAACAAUUCCUUAUAUGACAGCACUCAUUUUGAUGCUGUAAACGUUAACCCUCUAUACAUUCAUUCCCUACAAUCACCUGACAGUUUGAAUGGAUUCGAAGCUCCUAGCGUGACUGGCAGCAUAAACUCAAGCCCUGCUCCUCAACAACAAUAUCAACAAACACCAUUGUCAUCCAAUAAUAAACAAACAUCACCUUAAAUUCUCUAUGAUUAUUCAAUAACAUUUUAAUAGAAAGUCAAUUUCUUAAUUAGUAAGACUUUUUGAUAUUAUGAAACAUAAAUUAAGUAUUGUUUUUAUAGCGUUAAUUAUAAGGUUGUUAUAUUUUUUCCCAUACUCACUCUUUUGUUUUGUAAUAAAUUGCCAUGAGUUAUUUCUAGUAUAGAAUAGUCUAUAGCUCUAACUUUUUAUAAAGUAAAAUAUUAUUUGUGCAUAUAAUAUGGUUAAUAGUUUUCUUAUUUUAGGAUAAAUUGUUGUAAAUAUUGUGCAUUGUUAUAAGAUUUUGCACACUUUUAUGGAAGAAAGAACAAUAGUACUGAUCAUUUAACCACCAUAUAUUAGCAUUCACUGAAAACAGUCUGUAGAAAAUGAUGCUUUUGUUUGUAUUUAGCAUCAGCAUUUAAGUUAUUGUAUAUUAAAGUUAAUUAUUACACAACACAGUCUGAAUUUUCAUUAAUUAACAAUGUAGUCAUCUUGUAUUUAUUUAACAUGUAUUUAUAACUGACUCAUAUAACUUAAAUGAUCUUUGAAUUCUAUAAAAUUUAUAAUUUUGCUAUUAUUUUAUGAUACCUUUAAUUGCAACAUAUUUUCUUAUAACAAUUUUUAAUUUAUUUUAACAAAUUAUUUAAUGUAUAAUUACUCUUUUUUAUUUAAAAGAGACAAAUCAUGAAUCAAUAUCAGUGAUGACUCAAUCUAUCAAUAAAUCAAUAUCAUUUGCUUAUGAUAGAGCAUCUUUCUCUUAGUAAGUGUGAUUUAUGAAUGCUUGUUAUGAUUUAACUUAAUUUUAUUAUGGAAAUUUUAUUUAUCUUCCUCCCAAAAUUAGUAGGAAAAAAAUUAUACUAUAAUAAAUUAUUUUUCUUUAAAAAGGUUGUAAUUUUGAAGAAAAAAAAUCCAAUAAUUAGUACAUUAUAUGGAGAAACUACUUAUCUAAUUAGAGUUCAUUCAACUAUGCAAUAUAGGGGAAACAUUGUCGAAGCAUUUGAUUAGUUACUAUGUUCUUCCCAACAAUCAAUGAUAUAUUUAAUACUUUUUUAUAAUAUAAGCUGUGAAGAGAAAAAUUCAGUAAGUCAAAAACAAUCUAUUUUUUAAAAUAUUUAGUCUUUUGUGGAAAAUUUGGCAAAGUUAUAAAUUACCCCUUAAGGCAUUUUUUCAUCACAUUUGACUUGUAUUGAUCAUGUUCAAAACUAUUGUAACUGUGCCAUUUAUCGUUGAACAGUUUUUAAUGGUAUUCUAUUGAAGAUAGCUCAAAACAGAGACUUUCAUUUGUCUGUAAAAGUCAAGAAAGUAUCAGAGAAUUUUAUUCAAAUAAGCUAAAUAUCAGGAAAAAUGCUUGAUUUCAAUUUGAAGUACUUUAGUCUUAUCAACUAGGUAUAUUUUGGGGUAAAAAAAGACAUGCACAAUUUACUAAUACCGUUUCACUUUAUACCAAUAAAUAGAAAUCUACUAAAAGUUUGCUUGCCUCAUUAAUGAAGUUAUCUGUAAAAAAAAAUCUUAUUAUUAUUUUUUUUAACUGUUUAAGCGAAAAUUGAUUGAACAUUUAAUAUGAAAUAUCAUAUUAUUAAAAAUAUUUGUCCUCAUUAUUAAAAAACAGCAUUUAAUCUUAGACAGUUACACUAAUUUGACAGUAACACUACCAUUUUGUCAAGUUUAUAUGUCAUUAAUAGAUGCAUAAAAAAGGGGUUAUUCAUUAUAUCGCUUUACUGUUAUCUACUGAAUUCUUUCACAUAAUGCUGUUUGGUUUAUGCUUGUAAUAUAAUUUAAAAAUGAAAACAUUUUUAUCAACUUCAGUUGUAUAUACAAGAGUUUUACACAUGAGCAAGAAAGAACUGAAAAAUAAUUAAUAAAUUUUAUACCAGCAGUCAAGGAGAUUUGAUAACAAUCAGUUCAGAAUAAUCAGGGAAAAGUCGGAAAUUUUUUUUCUGGUUAUUUGUGAAAAUCCUGUCUAUCAAAAAAUGUAGUAAUUUUACAACAGGAAACUAGCUUACAUUGCACUUGCCCAUAAUUAAUGAUAUUUUUAAUACAUUUAUCUAUGCAAUAUUUGUCAAACAUUGUUUAUUUAAGUUUUAAAAUUUUUUUUAUAAGCAUUAAUAACUGACUAGCAAAACAAUCAAUAUUAGCAGCUAAUAGUAAAAGUACUGUACGAUAAAAAAAAAACUACUUUUUUCUCAUUUUUGUGUGGAAGGUUUUACAUAUUUUCUAUUAUUGAAUGAAAGUAGUGUUUUUCUACAACUACAAUUACUCAAUAUUGAACUUAUUUUAAACUGUAGUGAUGGAUUGUGUGAUUUCCAUUUGAGCACGUUACAAUGGUGCUAAAUGUCAUUAAUUAUUUUCUAAAAAGUUGACUAUUAAUUUCAGUUUUCAACAAGGCACAUAAUAAAUAUGUAUUAAAUGUAUUUAGCUCUGUAGUUUAUGUCUAACAAAAUACAUAUUUUUAAUAACUUAUUUUAUUCUUCACAAUCGACAAAUAAAACAAUUUAAAAUUCAUUUACUAAUAAAUUGUACAAUUUUAUUUAUUUACUAUCUGACUGAUAUAAUUCUUUUUAAUAAGAAGUGGUAAAGUUAGUUGCCUAAUAUUUGAAUAUGUAUUGUUCAGAUUGAAUUAUUCUUUUGUUUUUAUUUUUAUAAUCAGCAGUCAUUUUCUGCAAUAACUCAAAAUAAUAUUGCACUUUUGUUAGUGUUCCUGUAAAGUGUUCUUAUCAUUUAUAAGAAGAUGACUCAUAUGAGAUUUUUUGUACUUCAAUAUAAAAUGCAUUUUCCAGUAGAAUUUUAGAUAGCUCUCUCAUAAAUAUUUUUACACCACUGCUAGUGUUAAGUUAUGCUGAAAUUGAUGUACAACUUUUCCUCUUUUGAUAAUUGAAAACUAUAGUUAUAAUUAGGGUUGUGGCAUGAGGAAGAAAAGACUUAAAUCCACGAAAAAUUUUGAAAAGUUCAAAGAAACACAAAUAUAAUUAAAAUUAUGUAUUGAUAGCCGUGGACAUCGUGCAAAUAGUAAAAUGAAAAAGUAAAAAAGAAUUUUUAAAAAAUUUUUUCUUUUAAUUAAUGCGAUAUUAAUAUUUUUUUAUUCAAAUAAGCAAAAUCUUGUACAUAGUUUAAUUAGUCUCAGAAAUAUUUUGUUGUUCAUCAAGUGCGAUGUGUUUUCAACACAAAGGAUUUAUAAAUUUUAUUGCACACUCAAAUAGACUAUGUUACACUAUAAUUAUAGUAGGCUUUCUGAUUAAAAAGGGAACUUAUUAAAAAAAUUCUUUCUUUCGUGUUCUUAUUAAACUUUAGGGAAGCAUGUUUAUUGUUAUUACUUUAUCAUCCAAGAAUUUCAUGGACUUAAGAAAAAUAUUAAUAAUCAUGGAAAUCCAUGAUGUACCAAGCUUGCAACCCUACUUAUAAUUAUGAUAAAUGUCUUGCUUUUUUACCAGAAAUCGAAGGACUUAAUGUGAAAUAAUUAGACUGGUAACAUUUAUUAUAAAUCUAUUGCAAGUACCUAAAUUAGGAUGAAUAAAAUCUCAAUUUUUGUCCAAGAUCUACAUCUAAAAUAUAUUUAGGAUUUCAUAAACUCUAAUUUUUCCAUGUUAAAUGCUUCAUUAAGAGAAUAAAUAUAUUGUAGUUACUGUUUAAAUACUUAUAUCUUCAUGCUUUAAGCAGAUAUAUUUUUAUUAUAUAUGCUAUUACAUUUUCCCCUUUGAUCAUAAAAGUAGACACUUAAAAAAUGUGAAAUGAUUCCAUUGAACAUUAAAAUUAUUACUUGCAAUUUGUUUAGUACACCUUUUUCACUUUAGUCUUAAAAUCUUCAAAAAUCAUGAACUUCACUUUUAUUUCAUUUAAUUUACUAAAUAUAAUAAUAAUGCAUUAAAGGAAGUUUCAGUUUGUUUGUUGUAAUCUUAUUGCCCAUUAGAACAAUUAUAUUUUAUACUUGUGAAUUGCAUUAUUUGGUAUAUUUGCUGCUCCAAAAAUUAUUUUUAAUGAAUGAGCUAAAAGUAAAAAGCUGUAGGUCACACUUAAAAUUCACCAAAUGUGUUUUAACUUAAGAAUAAGAUAAAGCUAAUUUUUUAAUUAAACUUUUUUUAUUAUUUUUUAGAACUUCGUUUAAAAUUAACUUGAGCCUGUGAUAAAAAAAAAUCUGCAUUUACAACUGGUAUAAUUUUUCUUGGUUUUCCUAAAAGAAGACAAAACAUUUUUUAGCUCUCUAGUGCCUAUGUUAAUGCUUAGCAAUAUGCAUUUUAAUAAUUAUAUAUUCCUUAUAAUUAUGUAUUUCUUUUUUUUUUUUUUUUUUUUUAGAUAUACUUUUUGUCAAUUUUAAUCUUGUUGACAUGUAAAUAAACUAAAUUCUUAUGAGGAGGUUUUGUUUAAUCCAUGAAGUAAUGAGCAUUACAUUAAAUCAUUGGUUAAAAUAGAUAUUUACCUUUUACUUUCUAUUCGUUAUAUUCUCAGUAGCGAAAUUAAAUCAGCCUAACAAGGGGCAUUGCAGAUUUAUAUUUGCCUUGCAGAUAAAAACUUGUAAAUACAAAUAUCUAACCAUGGACUGUGAAGAUAAGUCUUAAAAUUUUCCAUGAUGUUGCAGAUCAAUACAGAAGUUUCUGCUAUUGGGCUUAUAUUUAGAAAUACAUUUUAUAUUAGAACCAUAGUUGAUAUAGUAGUUUACAAUUCCCAUUUUGAGUCAAAUGAAGCUGUUUUAAAUUCUAACUUCUCACCUUUCUAUUUCAUUAAGAUCUGAUAAAUGUCAAAGCACAUGCAACUGAACCUGUUGAAAAAUGUUUUUUAAAAGAUAUCUCAUGCUAAAGGCAUGGCUUGCUAUCAAUAUAUAAUAUCUUUUGUAAUUUUUAAUAAGUAAUUUGCACUUGUUGACUGAGGUCUUUAUAUUAAACUUCUGCUAGUUGUAUACUUUUAUUUGCUAUAUCUAUUAAUUUAUUAAAAAUGUUAUGUAAUUUUAUAUAUUUAAAUUAACUUAUUUAAAUUAACUUAUUUUAUUUAAAAUUAACUUUAAUAAUAAAGAAUAUAAAGGUCUAGCAAAUAAAAUAUUUUUCCUUUCCUAACUUCAAAUCAAAAUUUCUUAGCUUAUUAGUAGCUUCUGUUAUAAGCAAAUGUACUGCAAAAUAAUCCAUUUUGUGUCUGUGAAAUGUUUUGGGAAAUAUGUUAUUGAAUUUACUUCUUUAAAUAUUAGAAUAAUAAAGGCAAUCGGGACAUUUUAAAAAA